AACUAACAUUACUGCUGUAGUCCUGCCCCGUUCUCUUGGUACCGUGCGGCGGGGGAACGAAGAGACGGCCAUAAGGAGCCACCGUUCUCGUCUCUCUCCUUCACGGUAAACCUCGUGCCGAUCCACCUCGGCUGAUAACCCGACAAGCUCCCUGACCUUCGCCUGCCGACGUUGUCGCUGUUGCCCACCGGCCCUCGAAUUCUUGUCCUCUUUCUGGCCUCUCCUCGGCCGCCUCCGCCUCCUCAACAAAAAUGUCCUCGCCUUCCGGCUCGUCCCAUGUGGGCAAGCGCAAGCGUGCAGCGACCGCAAACUCCGUCAAGAUGGACGAUAACCCCUUGCUGCAGCCGUCCUCGCGAGAUGCAUCCGGUGAGGAGGGCGACACCACCGCGCCCGAGUCCGGCAGACUCUCCCAUCGCAAGUCGGACUCGGCCGCGAACUCGAACCCAGCCAAGCGCCAACGCGCCAAUUCCGACCGCAAUUCCGCCCUCGAGGCUGCCAACCACACCCUAGACCCCGGCGAGCCCAGCGACACGACAGAGGCCAGCAUUGACAUAGCCGAUCGCGUCACGAGGAAAAGCAGAAAGCCCGGCGGCGCCAAGGACGUUGUCAUGCAAGAUGACGAAGAGAAGAAGAAGCAAGCCGCCAUGCCGCCCCCCCCGGUCGGCCGCCUGACGCACCCCGCCGGCUACAGGACGAACCCCCCUCCCACCGGCCGAACCAUCCGGGUUUACGCCGACGGCGUCUUUGAUCUGUUCCAUCUCGGCCAUAUGCGCCAGCUCGAGCAAGCUAAAAAGGCAUUCGAUGACGUCUACCUGAUAGUAGGCGUCACCGGUGACGAGGAGACGCACAAGCGCAAGGGUCUCACCGUAUUGUCGGGCUCGGAACGUGCCGAGACGGUGCGGCAUUGCAAGUGGGUUGACGAGGUUGUCGAGAAUUGCCCCUGGAUCGUCACGCCCGACUUCCUCGAGAAGCACAAGAUCGACUACGUUGCUCAUGACGAUAUUCCCUACGGCGCCGCCGAGGGCGAUGACAUCUACGCCCCUAUCAAGAAGGAAGGCAAGUUCUUGGUCACGCAACGAACAGAGGGCGUCAGCACGACGGGCAUUAUUACCAAGAUUGUUCGUGACUACGAAAAGUACAUCACGCGUCAGCUCCGACGAGGAACCUCGCGCCAAGAGCUCAACGUGAGCUGGCUUAAGAAGAACGAGCUUGACCUCAAACGCCACGUCCAAGAAAUCCGCGACAACAUCCGAACCAAUUGGACGACAACUGGCCAGGAGCUCAGCCGGGAGCUUCGCCAGUACUGGCCCGCAAGCCGGCCCCAGAGCCCGUCGCCCGCCCGCCGCUUUUCCGUGCCCAACACCCCCGGUGCAAACGGGGAGACCAGCCUGCGGGAAGCCGCCACACGUGCAGCCGCCGCCAAGUCCCCCACCACCCCCGGCCCCGUCGAGAGAGCGUCAGCCCCCAACGAUUUCAUGACCGGCUACACUCUCGGCUUGAUCGGCGGCGUGAGGUCGUGGAUGACGAAGAGCCGACGAAACGUCCGCGACAGUCGGCCGGCAAGUGACGACGACUCGGAGGAGAGCGACGGGAAGGUCAACGACCGCGAGCGGCCAGCAGUUGCAUCUUCCAGCUAGUCGCUUGAAUCUUUCCUAGCCCUCAGCGGCGGCAGGACAGGGACGCCCAGCAUCAUUCGACGACCAAGGUCAUAUUCACGAUUCCGAUUCCGAUUCCGACGAGUAUGACGAGGAAGACAGUAUAGACUUUUAAUGGCUCUGGUGACUGUGUUGGGGAGGGAGGGAAAAGAGGGAAAGGGGGAUACACAAAAGAAAAGAAGAAAAUUCGAUAUGCUUACCACGGCGGCGUUCUACGGCUCUUUUCUUUUUUUCAUUUCUUUUCCCUCCCCUUCCCUGUAUUCUGGCAGUACGAAAUUGAGAGCCAGCUGCGCCGGG
Durotheca rogersii is the source of this 1952-nucleotide messenger RNA. Its product is annotated as choline-phosphate cytidylyltransferase. Gene Ontology annotation, molecular function: phosphatidylcholine binding; choline-phosphate cytidylyltransferase activity. Bases 252 to 1637 code for a protein of 461 amino acids. NCBI's taxonomy places the organism in Eukaryota, Fungi, Ascomycota, Sordariomycetes, Xylariales, Xylariaceae. The transcript is spliced from 4 exons. Gene Ontology annotation, cellular component: nuclear envelope. Gene Ontology annotation, biological process: CDP-choline pathway. The record is from RefSeq and is a predicted model, not a curated record.